CGGGAGGGGGCGACAGUCUGCCUGCCGGGCUUCCACAGAGAGCCGAUAGAGGAAGAGCCACUGUGGGUGCAGUUCAUGUUAGCCUAAACGUUACUAUUAGCAGGCAUCGCUGACAAGUGGUUGUCUAUUUGUAAAACAAAUCUCUGUUUACUAAACCAGAGUUAGGAGUUGUAAUCGAGGCUUUCCGACGACUGCUUCGCCAAGAUGAGCUUCCUGUUUGGCAGUCGUUCAUCCAAGACCUUUAAGCCGAAGAAGAAUAUCCCAGAGGGCUCCCAUCAGUAUGAACUCCUGAAACACGCUGAAGCAACGCUGGGCAGUGGGAACUUGAGGCAGGCUGUCAUGCUGCCUGAGGGAGAGGAUCUCAAUGAGUGGAUUGCUGUCAACACGGUGGAUUUCUUCAACCAGAUCAACAUGCUGUAUGGUACCAUCACCGAGUUCUGCACUGAGACCAGCUGCUCUGUGAUGUCUGCUGGACCAAGAUAUGAAUAUCACUGGGCUGAUGGCACCAAUAUUAAGAAGCCGAUCAAAUGCUCUGCACCCAAGUACAUUGACUACCUGAUGACCUGGGUGCAGGAUCAGCUGGAUGAUGAGACACUUUUUCCCUCCAAGAUUGGAGUUCCUUUUCCCAAGAACUUCAUGUCUGUGGCCAAAACCAUCCUGAAGCGUCUGUUCCGGGUUUACGCUCACAUCUACCACCAACAUUUUGACUCUGUGAUGCAGCUGCAGGAGGAGGCCCACCUCAACACUUCCUUCAAGCACUUCAUUUUCUUUGUUCAGGAGUUCAACCUUAUCGACAGGCGAGAACUUGCUCCCCUGCAGGACUUGAUCGAGAAGCUUGGAUCCAAGGACAGAUAGACAUUUCAUCACACGUCUCCCCUUUUUUAAACCGUUUCUUUUUCCUACUUUGUCCCUCUCUGUGACCUCAGCUACCUCUAUGACUUCUAGUCUCAACUCUUCAAAUCUGUGCCUUCUCUCUUUUCAUUUCAUGAAGGUUUGUACUGUACUUUUCCUUUUAUUCCCUUUAUCUUUUAUGCUGCCUUUGAGCCCUUUCUUCCAUUUUGCCACCCUAGAUCAUAUGAAAUAGUGUAGUGUGAUAAGAAUAUUUUUUCACAGGACUGUGGUUAACAAGUCUAUAAGAGCAACCUACUGAAUAUUGUAUAUUGGGCCAAGAACAUUUGGAAGUUAAAGUGAAAACCAGCUUUUUUUUUCCUUCAGAAGUUGGUAUACAGUGUUUUGAUUGUCUGAACAUAGGCAAUUUUAUUUUUGAUAACUUUUAGCUAUUGUAAUUACAGUGACUGACCAAAUAUUCCAAUCUUAGCUUUUUGAAAUGUCUGUCAUUAGUUUGAAGUGGAGAGUAAAAACGGCAGGAAAAGUAGUGACAUUAAACAAGUAUUGAAAAUGCAUGACAGUACAAGUUUGUGGAAAGUAUUGUCAGUCUAACAUAAAGACGGGCACAAAAAGGCAUCCGUUGACUGAAUUAUAGCUAUGUCAGUUUGGUCAUGCAAUAUUGUGUUUUGCACAUUUUCCUGCUUAUUUCUUCAUGACAAUAGUAAAAUGCAAGAUAUGGUGAUAGCAGGGAUACUUUUAAACUGCUACUUAGUGAUUACUGAUAGCCACUUAAAGCUUCAGUAAUCAAGACCCCAUAGGAGUUAGUAGAAAUCAUGAUGUCAACAGCAGAAAUUGUCUAAUGUGAAUUAUUUGUUUUACGGUCAUUUUAGUUCAUUUUUGUGGUGGCGAUUUACUUGUGGAACCCUGCGUAUUUGAUCUUCCAAUGCUGGUACUUUUUUUUUUUUUUUUUUACUAAAUAUUUCCCCCUCUGGAUUGUAAAAUAGAGCAAUAAUGAUUGCACCUGUGCACAAUAAGGAUGAGUGACCUGAUGUAUAUGUAGUUUUUCCACAGAUGUCUUUAUUAGUGUUGGUGCAUGUGUCAUGGUCAUUUCCUGAGCUGAACUCUGGCUACAACAGCAGGGCUGUUUGUACUGCCAUCCUUUUACAGACUAAUCCAGCUAGUAUUCCUAAUGAUGUUUCAUUUGGCAAUUUUGAGCAAGGGAAUGGGUCCUUAACCUUCUUCAUGUUGGACAGAAAUUCUUAUCAGACAAUCAUGUUACCAACUAAGAGCUGUUGGAUAAAUGAAUGCAUCACCAGAAACCAACCCAUGUGAUAUGGUGCAGUAGAGUGUUCAUUUAUAACAUACUGCUUUUUAAGAAAUUGAAAGCCUUUCAACAAUGUGAGGAAAAACAUGUUUUUACACUUUUAACUGCAAUUUAUCCACUCUUAGGCCCUUAUUUGAAUAAAUAAGUAGUCCUUUAUUUCAAUCUAGUCACAUAUUUUUGAAAUGUAUUGCUUUUUCUUCACAAUUUUGUUUUUCAACUUUUGGCAUCGAGUUACAGUUCAUAUUACAUGUACAUGUAAAAUACAUAGUUGAAUUUACCUUUUCAAAUAAGGAACAAGGGCUUUGAAAUGAAUUAAAUUUUUUUUUAUAUAUAUUUACAAUAAUGGUCCAAUCAUUGGGGAGUCCUUUUGACUGGGAGGAGGUGCGAGUAUGUAUGUACGAACAUUUGUUGUAAAUAAGAUCAGUGUUUUAUCUGAACAAAACUGUGCCUUACAAAAAUGAAACUGUCUGAUAUGACAGUAUUGGUAGAUCAAAAACUCAAACACUGAAAGGACA
This is a messenger RNA of Etheostoma spectabile (orangethroat darter), 2667 nucleotides long. RefSeq names its product MOB kinase activator 1A (gene mob1a). The coding region runs from base 205 to 855 and encodes 216 amino acids. The record is from RefSeq and is a predicted model, not a curated record. The transcript has 6 exons. Lineage: Eukaryota; Metazoa; Chordata; Actinopteri; Perciformes; Percidae.